This is a messenger RNA of Closterium sp. Naga37s-1, 1734 nucleotides long. NCBI's taxonomy places the organism in Eukaryota, Viridiplantae, Streptophyta, Zygnematophyceae, Desmidiales, Closteriaceae. The record is from the annotation of a GenBank genome assembly.
AUGUUGCUUCUGUUCGAGACCCCGGCGGGGUUCGCCCUGUUCAAGGUGCUAGACGACAAGAAGCUCGACAAGGUCGAGGACAUCUGGACGCACUUCGAGUCGUCGGAAAGCGCCAGCAAGGUGGUGAAGCUGAAGGCGUUCGACAAGUUCGAGAACACGGCGGACGCGUUGGGCGCGGCGACGGCGCUGGUGGAGAGCAAGCUGAGCAAGGGGCUGAAGAAGUUCGUCAAGGCGCAGUGCCAGGGCGAGACGCUCGCCGUGGCGGACUCUAAACUUGGCAACAUUAUCAAAGAGAAAUUGGGAGUGACAUGCGUCCACAACGCAGCGGUGAUGGAGCUCAUGCGCGGAGUGCGCUCGCACCUCUCGGAGCUCAUCGCAGGGCUGUCAGGCACGGACCUUGCGCCCAUGAGCCUGGGGCUCAGCCACAGCCUGUCCCGCUACAAACUCAAGUUCUCGCCGGAUAAGGUGGACACGAUGAUAGUGCAGGCCAUCGGGCUGCUGGACGACCUAGACAAGGAGCUGAACACGUACGCCAUGCGCGUGCGCGAGUGGUACGGGUGGCACUUCCCCGAGCUCGCCAAGAUCGUCUCGGACAACCUGCAGUACGCGCGCGCCGUCAAGCUCAUGGCCCACCGCGUCAACGCUGCUGACCUCGACUUUUCCGGGAUAUUGGAGGAGGAUGUGGAGUCGGCAAUGAAGGAUGCGGCGGUGAUCUCCAUGGGGACGGAGGUCAGCGAGCACGACAUGACCAACAUCAUUGCUCUCUGCGACCAGGUCAUCGCGCUCUCAGAGUACCGCGCGCAGCUUUUCGACUACCUGCGCUCGCGAAUGCUGGCUAUUGCGCCCAACCUGACGGUGCUGGUGGGCGAGCUCGUGGGGGCGCGUCUCAUCGCGCACGCGGGGUCAUUGAUGAGUCUGGCCAAGCACCCCGCCUCCACCGUUCAGAUCCUAGGCGCUGAGAAGGCUCUGUUCCGUGCGCUCAAGACGAAGCACGAUACACCCAAGUACGGGCUCAUCUUCCACGCGUCCCUCAUCGGCCAGGCGCCCCCCAAGCUCAAGGGCAAGAUCUCGCGUGUGCUGGCUGCCAAGUGCUCUCUCGCAAUUCGCGUGGACGCCCUGGGUGAUGCCACCGAGCCCACUGUUGGGAUUGAAGGCCGCGCCAAGAUUGAGCAGCGGCUGCGGCAGCUGGAGGGGCGGGUGUUGGGCAGUGCGAGUGCAGCGAGUAAGGGCAAGGCGAAGCUGGGGGCGUACGACAAGGACAGGAAGGAGGGCACGGGCGGGCUAAUCACCCCUGCUAAGGCUUACAACCCCGCAUCUGAUGCGCUGCUGACAGCCAAGUCCCCAGCGACAGACGCAACACCAGCAGCCGGAGAGGAGUCGGCUAAGAAAGCGAAGAAGGAGAAGAAGGCCAAGAAGGACAAGGAGAACGGCGAGGCCACUCCCUCUGCUGCCGCCCGUGUUGAUGCCGACGGGGCAGAGCCUCCCUCCACCGAGAAGAAAAAGAAGAAAAAGCGUGAUAGGGAGGAGGAAGGCAAGGCAAAGGAGGAAGCAGCAGCGCCGGUGACCCCUGCCUCUGAGAAAAAGAAGAAAAAGAAGGAUGCAGCAGCGGAUGGGAGUGUAACUCCGGGCGCCAGUGAUGGUUCAGCCAAGAAGAAAAAGAAGGCCAAGGAGGAGGAUGGGGCGACGCCAGGGACGACUGGAUCGUCCAAGAAGAAAAAGAAGGCAGCGGAGUGA